Messenger RNA from Moneuplotes crassus, 1464 nucleotides. Lineage: Eukaryota; Ciliophora; Spirotrichea; Euplotida; Euplotidae. The record is from the annotation of a GenBank genome assembly.
AUGUAUUUGCCAAUUUAACCAAAAUAUAGGAAAAAUUUUUCCAAAAAAUCCUCAAAGACCCCAAAUCAGGCAAAUAAAGUCUUGAAGGGGCCGAAGCGGCCGCUUUGCCCUCUGCAAGCUUACACUGAAGAUGAUCACUCUUGAUAAGUACAAGAAUUGGAAGUUCAAGCGUCUACAUAAGUAUGCAGGAACUCCUUCUUCAGAGCACAAAUCUGAAGCCUCUAAAAUGCCUAAGCCCAGAUUCAUAAAUAAAAGCCAGAGGAUUGCUAGAGAGAACAAGGACAAGCACAUGAACUUUAGUCGAGAAGAUUUGAAAAUUGAUGAUCCAGAAGAGGGACCUUUAAAACCACUCGUGUCGAGGAAGACCCUAGAUGAGAAUAGAAGGAAAUUAUACACAAGUGAGGUUGCUAAGAGAAGUACCAAACUCCAAAAAGACCCGAUAGAUUACAUGCGAUUUAAAUUUAUUAAGAACGGUGUUCGUAAAAGACCAAUGACUUAUAAAAAGACUAAGAGGACUUCUAAGAGGAGCCACACUACUUUACGAAACUUGAGUAACUUUACAGGGAGGAUGAAGUCAAAGCAUCCUCUAAUGAGGCAUAUGAGACACCCGCUCAGGUCCUCUCUAGAUCAUUUGACAUUUAACCAGAUCAAAUUAGAAAGGAUAAAGCAAGAAAGAAGAAUCGAACAGGCUCAAAAGAGAUGAAUGGCACUCAAAAGCAACCAUGACUAUAUUGAUAAUAAAGUUGAUUUCCAGAUAAAGACCUCCUUCACAUCUGCUAACUCUACUAAGGUAGGCAUCCGGCUCGGAAAAGAGCAUAAUAGCCUUGGAAAUAUCUCUGAAGGGAACAACAUUUUCGAGCAGGACCAGACACUAGAAAAGGAUGAUAAACAAGACUCUGAAGAAAUAGAGAAUAAUAUACAGCCUGAAGAGCCUGAUCACGCUCAACGGGUUCAGAACACUAGUUUUUCACCCUCAUCUCAGGCUAAUAAUGGGUUUGUUAAAAUCCAAAAUGGCAAGAUAGCGCCUUUAAAAAUCAGGACUAAAUGCGCUGCCCUUCUACAAUACGAAAAGAAGCGGAAGAGAGCCCAAAAGAUUCGUGCCCAGAGUCUCGCCUUUGACAAGAUCUCUAAGAAGAGGUCUAAUCAAGAGAGGAAGCGGAAAGAGAGGAAGAGGAAGCUAGUCCAGUCUAUGGAGGAGAAAUCUAAAAUGAUAAUCGAGCAAAAAUAAGAAAGCGAAGCAUGAUGAACUUAAGCUAAAUGAGUGGAUGACGAUCCAGAACGAGCUUUCAGCCCUGGCCAAAAGGAAUGCGCAGAUGGCUAAGAUUACGAAGAUGCAGCAGAGAUUGAAGAAGAAGAUCAAGACUAAGCAAGAGCAAUACUCUGAGUUGAUUGAUCACUUCUAAGAGGGAUGUUGAAUGUAGCUGGCAAUUGCCACAAGUCCUCUAUUAAAGACCCUUCAGUUUU